Messenger RNA from Colletotrichum destructivum, 2457 nucleotides. RefSeq names its product Putative galactose oxidase/kelch, beta-propeller, kelch-type beta propeller. The record is from RefSeq and is a predicted model, not a curated record. Bases 464 to 2128 code for a protein of 554 amino acids. Gene Ontology annotation, molecular function: protein binding. Lineage: Eukaryota; Fungi; Ascomycota; Sordariomycetes; Glomerellales; Glomerellaceae. The transcript has a single exon.
CAGCGACAAGAGCGUCAGGCCUGAGCUGGGAUCCGGGUCCCCGCGACCGAGACCAAGAGGGAACGUCGAAAGUGGGCUCUCUUUUUGCGGCUGGACUGGGAGCCCGAGCCCCCAAUUCGCCAGCAUUCUGCAACCAACCAACCUACAAACCACCUGCACCACGACAAACAACGAUCCCUCGAGUCAUCCUGACUGCGCUGCAACCUCGUCGCGUAAACAAAGCAUUUCACGACUCACGCCCAACUUCCCAACGCCCGCCCCGCCACCCGAACCACGGCUCUCAAGACGACCUUGCCUGAGCGACUGGCCGCCAGUCCCAAUACCAAUCCCUCCCUCUCUGACCUCUCUGUCGCUCUCUGUCCCUCUCGCGUCAUCUCAGCCGCAGCCGCUUCCCAAGAUCAACCCCCGGGCACUCAUCCACAUCCUCGCGAGAGGGGGGCAAUGACCAUUCCCCCGCCGAACUAUGGCUGAUUCGGUCAGGUCCUCGGACAAAAUCCCCCGGUCCCCCCUCAAGCCCAAGGUCAUCCGCUCCCAAAAGAUCUCUGGCCCCUCGCCCAGUGAUCCGCCUCGCCCCUCACCUCCGCCGCCCCUUGCCGGCCCCGACGAUCUCGAGGACUUCAGCGACCGUGACCUCGAUCACCGCCGCGUCCCCUCCGCCCCCGGCGGCCCCGUCUCCCGCUCCCACACUCCCGGUCACCUCGCAUCCAAGAGCCAGGAUCGCCGCCGCAAAACCUCCGACCUCUCCAUCCGUCAGCGUUCGCAAUCCGCCUCACAAGCACAGGCGGCACAUCCACCUCCCCGUACUACCCCGACGAGCGCCAACACCCCCAAGCCGCCGCCGCCGCCGCCGCCGCCUUCUUCCUUCCGACCCAACAACACUACCGGUGAUGCCGUGACCUUGAACAGUAACGAUGGUUCCGAGUCCACCGGCGGCCCUGGAUCCGACCGUGAUGGCCGUCGCCCAGUUGCCAUGCGCUCCACGUCCGCCAUAGCCGGCAAGCAUUCACUCCCCCUCUCAUCUUCCUCAACACGCCAGCUUUCCACCACGACCUCUUCUUCCCGGUCUGCACCCAAGGGCCAGCACACCCUCUUUCCACCUCUUCAGGACCCCAAGACGGCGCCGGAUGUACCCUCAGCUCCUUCGUCGGGCAUGUACUGGUCCCGCGCGCCCGUCUCAGGUGCGCCUCACACAUCACUUCGCGCUCAUACAACGACGCUGGUUGGGUCCAACAUCUUCGUGUUCGGGGGUUGCGACUCGCGUGCCUGUUUCAGCGAGCUCUACGUCUUUGAUGCCGACGCUUUUUACUGGUCUGUACCGCACGUCACAGGCGAGACCCCUGUGCCGCUGCGGGCGAUGACUUGCACCGCUGUCGGUAAGAAACUUGUCAUAUUUGGCGGUGGUGAUGGCCCCGCCUACUACAACGACAUAUACGUCCUCGACACGACGAAUUUUCGCUGGCACCGGCCCAAGAUUACGAGCGAACGUGUCCCUUCGAAACGCCGCGCCCACACGGCCUGCCUCUACAAGAAUGGCAUCUAUAUCUUUGGAGGCGGCGAUGGUGUGCGUGCUCUCAACGACGUCUGGAGACUCGACGUCAGCGACAUGAACAAGAUGUCAUGGAAGCUUAUCUCUGGGCCAGAGAGGGCCCCGCCUCCUGGGGUCCGGGAAACUCGCCCGAAACCCCGCGGCUACCACACUGCCAAUAUGGUAGGCAGCAAGCUUAUCAUCUUUGGUGGCUCCGAUGGCGGCGAGUGCUUCAACGACGUGUGGGUCUACGAUGUUGACGCCCAUACAUGGAAGGCCGUCUCCAUCCCGCAGACUUUCCGCCGCCUGUCUCACACAGCUACCCUCGUGGGCUCCUAUCUCUUCGUCAUUGGUGGCCAUGAUGGCAACGAAUACUCCAAUGAUGUGCUCUUGCUGAACCUCGUCACCAUGACCUGGGAUCGCCGGCGUGUCUAUGGCCUGCCGCCCAGCGGCCGUGGCUAUCAUGGCACCGUGCUGUAUGACAGUCGUCUGUUCGUGAUCGGCGGCUUCGACGGCAGCGAGGUGUUUGGCGAUGUUUGGAUGUUGGAGUUGGCCGUGCAUUCAUAUUAUUCCCAAAUUAGCCACUUCACCAUCGAGGUUUGAGGCUUAUCCUUCCGUUGUUAUUGCUUCUUAUUAUCUUGUCUGUCAUAUCGUGACCCUUUUAUUUAUUCAUUUUAAAUCUGUUCAACUUUCGUCGUUCAAAUAACACACCCCAAUCUUCUCAGCUACAGUAUUUAUGCUUGAUGACGGAACGGCUUCAUAAAACCCCGGUGGAUGGCAGAGACAGGCAGGCAGGCAGGCAGGCAAGCAUGUAUCUUAUUUCUCCCUCUUGAAUAUAGUACCUUUUGAACCUGCCCCAGCAAUUGUUCAUUUAGUGUGACAUGGCACCUUUUGUGCGACACGACUGAUUCCCUGACUUCUAGAUCUCGCAA